GUGAUUCGAGAAAUUUAAUAAUAAUUGCAUUUAUAAGUUUAAGGAAUUGCUAUUGAUUAAUAUGUACAUAUAGAUGACUUGGCUUGUCGUUCGAUUCAAAGAGGAAGAUACUGUUGAGGCAGUACCGAAAACAUGGUUUCUGUCAAAAGAAUCUGCAUGCUAUUGGCCAUCAAAAAGUUACGAUAAUGCAGCUAUUAAAGCAUUAAUAAAAAAGAAGCAUAAUCCUGGCUCGACAUGGAUAAAAUAUGAAGCAAUUGUUUUAGGCACAUAUGAUGAUUUAAAAAUUGCUAAAAAAAAGGCAAUCAAAGCCCAAAGUACAGAUGACCUUUCAUCACAUACGGAGAUCUUAACAAAAAAAAAGAAUAAAAUGCAUAAACGGAGACAAGACAGGAAGAAACACAAUUCCUCAGAUACUGAUAAAUCCAAUGAGUCUAACCGUGAUAUGUCUGAUGAAGAUAGUAACACGUACCCAUCAUUUUCACAUUUUGGCAACACACAUGUUGAACGCGACAGUAAUCGCUCUCCAACGGAAAGUCAAGAUAAAAAUAUCACUAAUGAUAACUUCAAAACUACAGACAACGCUGACAUAAAUGCUGAAUUCAAAAGACAAUUUUUUAAAGAAAUUCAUCUUAUUCAUCUAAAAUUAAAUGACCUUAUGAGGAGCAUUGAUAUGCUUAUAAAAAAACCCCGAUGUAUUGAUGAACCAGAACUAAAUGAUGACACUAAUAUGGCUGUUAAGACUCUAAUACAAUCGUUUCCAGUCAUUACAGAGCAGCAACUAAUGUCAAUGGAAGUAUGGCUAUCAAAUGCAACUGAUAACAUACAUGCAUUGAGUAAUCAACUGCGUUUAAUUGGAGGCACGGAUCUUUCCCAUCUAAUCAAGGGCGUUAUGUCGAGAGUAAUUUCGAACGAAGUUGGGAUGCUAUAUUCUUGGGAGGGAGCUCGGCAAAAAAAACCUUUUAAAUCGUUAAAGUUUGUCCAAGUUAUCAUUGGUGUUGUUCGACUGAACUCCAAGACAAAAUCUGCAACAGAAUCGGACAUUAUAGAAGUGAUAAGAAAUUGGUUAGUUAGAAGUAAAGAACGCAGCAACAAAUUUCAGUCGAAACAAAAAUUGAAAGAAAACACUGUGCGUAAAACAGGUUCGGUUUGUGAAACAGAUUCUACUUCUGAAACAGUCAUGUCUGAAAAAGGGCCAGAAUCUUAACGAUUAAGAUAUAAUUUUAUGUCAUUAUUAUUAUUUGUUUUACAUUUAUUAAAA
Linepithema humile (Argentine ant) is the source of this 1258-nucleotide messenger RNA. The record is from RefSeq and is a predicted model, not a curated record. Lineage: Eukaryota; Metazoa; Arthropoda; Insecta; Hymenoptera; Formicidae.